Fulvia fulva is the source of this 1377-nucleotide messenger RNA. Its product is annotated as L-gulonolactone oxidase. The record is from RefSeq and is a predicted model, not a curated record. The transcript has a single exon. Gene Ontology annotation, cellular component: membrane. Lineage: Eukaryota; Fungi; Ascomycota; Dothideomycetes; Mycosphaerellales; Mycosphaerellaceae. The coding region runs from base 1 to 1377 and encodes 458 amino acids. Gene Ontology annotation, molecular function: D-arabinono-1,4-lactone oxidase activity; FAD binding.
AUGCCGACACUCGUGAACUGGAACGAUGAGAUCAAGUUUAGCGUCGCAAAAGGCAAGCUGAAGACUCCAAGCAGCAUCGAGGAAGUCCAGGAGAUCGUCAAAGAAGCCCACGCCAACCAUGCCAAAGUUAAAGCCAUCGGGGCUAUGCACUCCAUCACUCCCUGCUUCGUUGGUAGUGAUAUCAUUGUUUCCACCGACAAAUUGAACAAGAUCUUGUCGAUCGACAAAGACCAUGGCACCGUCACGGUUCAAGCUGGUGUAUCUAUCAAUCAGCUCUGUGAAUACCUCAAGCCUUUGGGUUACCAGCCUCCGGUCAUUCUGGAAUGGGGCAAUUUUCACUAUGGCGCCAUCAGCGGCACGCAUGCCAACGACUCCUCUCUGGCAGACGGAGCCCAGGUGUCAUCUUUUGUACUUGGAGUUAAGCUGGUCAAGAGCGAUGGGCAGCUGCUCGAGAUCUCCGAGACGCAGAAUGCACAGUAUCUGCCCGCCAUCAGGUCUCACUUCGGUCUGUUCGGUGUUGUGUGCGAGGUGACCCUCCGCAUCUGGCCGAUCAGAUCUCUGCUCUUCACCUACGAGACGCAAAGCAUCGAGAAGUUCACGGGUGACUUCGAAGGUCAGAUGCAGAAGCUGCGUUCUUCAGCCGAUCAAUCUUUUGCCCUUCUCUUCCAGAAUGUCGACACGAUUCUCAUCCAGAAGCGCAAAUUCCAAGACGUUGACAAGCGUCCGCCGCAUCCUCUGACCAACUCACUGGAGAGCAAGGCAAUCAACUUGUUUACGAGUCUUGUGCUUCCUGCCACGCAGGCUCUUGCGGGCUUGCAGCUUUCCGCCAAGCAUGCAGAAGGUCUUAGCAACUUUCUCGUCAAAGGUCCACUCGACGCCUUGCGAGGCAGCGAGUUCGUCAUCAACCCGAAUGAUCGUGGUAUCCUCUACGCAGAGGACGAUCCGAACUUCGAGUUCCAUGACUGGGCGUUUCCUGAAGAAAAGUGGCCAGGCAUGGUUCGUGCUUACCGCGAGCUGCUUGACCGCUUCAGAGAGGAGAGGGACUUUUUGAUCACGCUGCCAACCAUUGUCUACUUCAUCCAGAAGGACGACAGGUCGCUCCUCUCUCGUAGCAGGAACUCCGACAUGGUUGUAGUCGAUCCAGAGCAUCAUGAUCCCAAAGACCCCAGGUGGAAGGCUUUCAGGAAAGCUUUUGGCGAGCUGGCGAUUCAGCACGGCGGCAUCCCGCACAUCAACAAGACUGUUGAGGCUGCGCAGAUUUGGUACGCCAAGGCGUGUGACCAAGAGGCGCUGAAAGAGUACCUGGAGCUUCGCAAGCAGUUUGAUCCUGAUGGCAUGUUCUUGAACGAUUUCUUUGAGAAGCUUUUCGAGGGCUGA